GUGCAGAGAGACACACAGACGAUCAGACUGAAUUCAGACCAAACUAGCAGCUUCCUCUGAGUGAGUCCAGCUACAGGAGAGACACCUCCAACACUGCUGCUUCAAGCUGCUGACAAUCCACACACUGAAUCUUCACUCAGACUCAAUGGCUUCCAGAUCAGAGGAUCUCUGCUGUCCAAUCUGCAAGGAGGUCUUCAGAGAUCCCGUUCUUCUGUCAUGUGGCCACAGCUUCUGUAAAGACUGUCUGAGGAGAUGGUGGAGAAAGAAACGGGCUCAUGAGUGUCCAGUUUGUAAGAGAAGAUCUUCAAAGUCAGAACCACCUUUAAACCAGGAUUUGAAGAACCGGUGCAAGUUGUUCUUACAGCAGAGAGAACAGAGAGGUCUCUGCAGUCUGCACUCUGAGAAACUCAAACUCUUCUGUCUGAACCAUCAGCAGCCAAUUUGUGUUGUCUGCAGAGACUCAGAUAAACACACCAACCACAGUUUCAGACCCAUCGAUGAAGCUGCACAAAAAAAAAAGAAGGAGCUUCAGGAAACUCUGGAGCCCUUAAAGAAGAAAUUAAAGAUCUGUGAAGAAGUUAAAGUGAAGUUUGAUCAAACAGCAGAACACAUCAAGGUCCAGGCCCGACACACAGAGAGGAAGAUUAAGGAGCGGUUUAAGAAGCUUCAGCAGUUUCUAGCACAGGAAGAGGAGGCCAGGCUAGCUGCACUGAGGGAGGAAGAGGAGCAGAAGAGUGGGAUGAUGAAGGAGAAGAUGGAGGCUCUGAGCAGAGAGAUAGCAGCUCUUUCACGUACAGUCAGAGCCACAGAGGAGGAGCUGACAGCUGAAGACGUCUCAUUCCUGCACAACUACAAGGCUGCAGUGGAAAGGAUCCAGCGCCGCCCCCUGCUGGAUGAUCCACAACUGCCCUCAGGAGCUCUGAUAGACCAGGCCAAACACCUGGGCAACCUGACCUUCAACAUCUGGAACAACAUGAAGAAAAUGGUCUCCUAUACUCCUCUCAUUCUGGACCCAAACACUGCUCAUCCACAACUCAUCCUUUCUGAAGAUCUGACCAGUGUGACACGAGGAGAGAGGCAGCAGCUUCCUGAUAAUCCAGAGAGGAUUGAUACAUACCACUCUGUCCUGGGCUCUGGGGGCUUUAACUCAGGGACUCACAGCUGGGAUGUUGAGGUUGGAGACAGUAUACAGUGGUUCCUGGGUGUGUUACCAGAGUCUGUAUCGAGGAAGGGAAACAAACUGAAUGGAUUAUGGGGAAUAUGGUUCUCUAAAGGUAAAUACUCAGCACUCUCACCAUCAGCUCCUCUCACUAAGCUCUCAUUACAGAAGAAGCUCCAGAGGAUCCGUGUGAAUCUGGACUGGAACAGAGGAAAGCUGUCGUUCUAUAAUCCUGAUACUAACACACACAUACACACCUUCACACACACUUUCACUCACAGGAUGUUUCCAUACAUUGACAUUGAUGGUAAAGCUAAGGUGUUACCACAGAAGGUGCCAGUGUGAGUGGAGCAAAUGAGUUAAAGAUGAUCAUAUUUCUAAUGUCGUUUCCUGUCAAUGAACUGAACCUGUUAAACUGCAACUGUCCUUCUGCUGCCUCGUUCUUCCAAAUCUAUUUGUUUCUCUUUUAGUUCUCACUGUUUCUUUCUCUUUCUGUUCUCCACCUGUUCACAUGGAAAAUCAUUUCACUGUUUCUCAGUGAAUGACUACCCAAACUACAGUUUCUAAUCAUUACAAGUGAUAAAUGUUUCUAUUUGAUGUGCGAGAGUGGAGGGAUUUAGGUUGCUGGGAUAUGGACUGAUGUGCUGAAUGGGUGGAGCAGUUUGUUGUCUUCUUGUCU
This is a messenger RNA of Archocentrus centrarchus (flier cichlid), 1838 nucleotides long. Its product is annotated as nuclear factor 7, brain-like. The transcript has 2 exons. Gene Ontology annotation, biological process: protein ubiquitination. The record is from RefSeq and is a predicted model, not a curated record. The coding region runs from base 146 to 1504 and encodes 452 amino acids. Gene Ontology annotation, molecular function: zinc ion binding; protein binding; ubiquitin-protein transferase activity. NCBI's taxonomy places the organism in Eukaryota, Metazoa, Chordata, Actinopteri, Cichliformes, Cichlidae.